AUGAUGAUGCGUUCAGCAGUGAAAUCGGCCAAAAACUUGUGUCGACCAACCUCAUUGGACCUGCUAGCAUCUCGCAACAUCGCCGGACCAAGCAACUUGGACGAACGUCGUCGUCGGCUGGUCGAAAAGUACAGUAUCAUCGAGGAUCCAUUCCAGAAAACUUCGAAUUUCGAAGAGAAUUGGCGAUCCAUGAACUUUGCUUCAUCUUCACGCGAAUUCAGCAAAAACGUCAGAGAUAUUCGACUGGUCGAAGGGGAAAACAUGUUGGUGCGAAAUGUCAGAGUAUCAGACCGAUGGUUCUCGCUACACGAAUAUCCGACCGGUAAAUUCGUCAGGGAUCUGUUUGAUGCUGAAACGAAAGGGAAAAAGCCGAUGAACGCGGCAUUUUUGAAGGAUGGAAAGAAAUUGGCAGUGCAUUAUGAAAACGACAUGGUUGUUGUGUGGGACGUGGCUAGCGGAGAAGUGGCAAGGACUUUCAAGUUCGCCAGGAGUGGUGGGCUGAGGCAAACUCAUCGGGCGAUCUUCACUGGUGAUAAGUAAGUUUUAUUUGCCUUAAUCUACCCAACUUUGUUUUACCUUUUCUUACCGUAAUCUGCUUUGUCUUAUCGUAUCCUAUCUUAAACUACCUUGCUCUAUCGUACCGUACCUUGUCCUACUGUUCCCUGCCGUGCCCUAUUGUAUUUUAAUUUUCCCUAUUGUAGCCUAGCUUUUCCUAUCGUGUCUUACCUUGCCUUGUCGUACCCUACCUUGUCUUAUUGUACAUUAAUUUACUCUACCGUAUCCUACAUUACCCUACCGUAUCCUAUCUUGUUCUAUUGUACUUUACUUUGUCCUACUGUACCCUUGUUUACCUCAUCGUACUUUACUGCACCUUCUUGCAUCUUGCCUUGCCUUAACAUGCACUACCUUGCUCUACAGUGUCCUACAUUUGUUAACUUGUAUUCAUUGUUACCUUUAUGACCAUCACUGAUCAAAACUUUUUUUCAGAAUGCUAUGGUGCGUUGGUCGUUCCCGCCUAGAAGUCUAUGAUUUCAAUACCGGAAAACAAUGUGCCAGAUACGAAUGUCACCAACCAAUCAUUGGAGACAUUCGCUUUGACGGCGACCUUCUAGCCUUACAUCUAGAAGGUGGACCAGUUCAAAUCCUUGACAUUAGUGAUGGUACUAGACGAGAAGUGCACUUUUUGGGUGACACAACUGCACCAAUGGGAGUAACUAUUGGGCUUGUCUCGGAAUUGGACCAAAUUUUUGUUAAAACGGGUCAAAAUGUGCAUGUACAUGACGUUAUCACGGGAGAACAUUUGGGUACUUGGGACCAUCAUAGGGGACCAUUACCAGCGUGGAACUACUAUCAUGGACGCAUGUUUGGUAUCUUUGAUCUCAACCAAGUUUUUGUAAGUUUUUUUGGUACUGAAUAGUGCUAAAUAGUGCUUAAACCUAAAAAAGUUAUUGAGUUUUUGCUUUCGAUACUAAAUUAGGCCUAAAACGGGGCUUACUAGGACCGUAUCAGCAAUGGACAAGUCUUGGGUUGGGGUGGGUCAAUGCAAACAUGAAAGGGGUUCGGCUUCACAGUAAAAGUCGGCCAGGAAAAAAAAGUCGGCCAGGGCUGACACAUGAGACGUUGAGAGACGGACUUAAACCAAACCUCUAGGGGCUUUACCUAGGUCUCGCAACGAAAACUUUUACUUAAUAGACCGAACCCGGCCGAAGCAAAUUCAAAAGAGGCUGAGUUUGUAUAUGGUUAGCCUAAGCCUUUACAUAGCAUACUAAAUAGUUUUUUUAUUUUAAAAUUACCUUGCCUUACCUUAUUGUAACCAUUUAACUUUUACAGAUUCACCGCUUUAACGGCCAUGCUUGGUCCAACUCUCUGCAAACAUACGACUUCCCAAUCAAUCCGGUCGGCUUCAUCAACGAACACCUCUUCUUAACCACCACAGCUGAACACAACAACCCAUCGAACAAGUCCGUCUUCCAGCUAUGGGACAUGGACUCGGGUACAGUAAUUCGACACAUCGAUCGGGAUUGGAACCGUACUAUUGCUUGUACUGUCUCUCCAACUGCGUUGGACUUUGUUACUGCUGAUGGUAACGCCGAGAACACGACGUACCAUCAUUGGGACUUUGAUUGUUAA
Messenger RNA from Bursaphelenchus okinawaensis, 2130 nucleotides. The record is from the annotation of a GenBank genome assembly. Lineage: Eukaryota; Metazoa; Nematoda; Chromadorea; Rhabditida; Aphelenchoididae.